GGGAGAGCCCGCCGUGGAGGUGGCGCGGGAGGAGGGGCCGCCGCGGCCCCGCGGCCCAAGUGGAAAACUUGGUCAACUUGGAGGAGCAGCUUCGCGCCUGCCUUAGGCGUAGGGCGGCGUUUCCGGUGGAGCUGCAGGCAGGGAGCAGGAAGCGGCUUAGAGUAAAUGAUCCGUCCGCGUCUCCAAGCUGAGAGGAUGAAACGAGGAGGAAGAGAUAGUGACCAUAAUUCAUCAGAAGAAGGUACUGCAGAGAAAUCUAAGAAACUGAGGACUACAAAUGAGCAUUCUCAGACUUGUGAUUGGGGUAAUCUCCUUCAGGACAUUAUUCUGCAAGUAUUUAAGUAUUUGCCUCUUCUUGACCGGGCUCAUGCUUCACAAGUUUGCCGCAACUGGAACCAGGUAUUUCACAUGCCUGACUUGUGGAGAUGUUUUGAAUUUGAACUGAAUCAACCAGCUACAUCUUACUUGAAAGCUACACAUCCGGAGCUGAUCAAACAGAUUAUUAAAAGACAUUCAAACCAUCUGCAAUAUGUCAGCUUCAAGGUGGACAGCAGCAAAGAAUCAGCUGAAGCAGCUUGUGAUAUAUUAUCACAACUGGUAAAUUGCUCUUUAAAAACCCUUGGACUUAUUUCAACGGCUCGGCCAAGCUUUAUGGAUUUACCAAAGUCUCACUUUAUUUCUGCCCUGACGGUAGUGUUUGUAAACUCCAAAUCCUUGUCCUCGCUUAAGAUAGAUGAUACCCCAGUAGAUGAUCCAUCCCUCAAAGUACUAGUAGCCAACAACAGCGAUACACUCAAGCUGCUGAAAAUGAGCAGCUGUCCUCACGUCUCUCCAGCAGGUAUCCUUUGUGUGGCUGACCAAUGUCAUGGCUUACGUGAACUGGCUCUGAAUUACCACUUGUUAAGUGAUGAAUUGCUGCUUGCUUUAUCUUCUGAAAAACAUGUCCGAUUAGAACAUUUGCGCAUUGAUGUAGUCAGUGAGAAUCCUGGACAGACACACUUCCAUACUAUUCAGAAAAGCAGCUGGGAUGCUUUCAUCAGACAUUCACCAAAAGUGAACUUAGUGAUGUAUUUUUUUUUAUAUGAAGAGGAAUUUGAUCCAUUCUUUCGGUAUGAAAUACCUGCCACCCAUCUUUACUUUGGGAGAUCAGUAAGCAAAGACGUGCUUGGCCGUGUGGGAAUGACAUGCCCGAGACUAGUUGAACUAGUAGUAUGUGCUAAUGGAUUACGGCCACUUGAUGAAGAGUUAAUUCGCAUUGCAGAACGUUGUAAAAAUUUGUCAGCUAUUGGACUAGGGGAAUGUGAAGUCUCAUGUAGUGCCUUUGUUGAGUUUGUGAAGAUGUGUGGUGGCCGCCUGUCUCAGUUAUCUAUUAUGGAAGAAGUAUUAAUUCCUGACCAAAAAUAUAGUUUGGAGCAGAUCCACUGGGAAGUAUCCAAGCAUCUUGGUAGGGUGUGGUUUCCAGACAUGAUGCCCACUUGGUAAAGACCAAAUGAUAUAGGGCAUGGUGAAUAAUAGCACCUUAAUGUUAAGCAUAAUGUAUUAUAAUAAGAGUUUAUUUCCUGUAGUUCUGAUGUGAUUCUAUUUUGUGGCAUGGAAAUUUGAUAUCUGCAUUGAAUAUGUAAGGAUUGUUUAUUGGGAGACCCAUGGACCGGUUUCAGUUGGAAAACUUCAUUUCUUUCUUUAGCCUAAUAGCAAUCAAAGCUCGGAAAAAAUUUUUAAGUGUGGUUCAGAUCUGAAAGUAACCAGUUAUGAAGAUUAAACAUUUUACAGUCUGAAACAAAACCUAUAUAUUAUAGUAUCUGAGAAGUGAGUACUCUAAUAGGUUUUCCAAAAUGUUAUGUUCUCUAUGCAUUUUUUUUAAAUGUAAACUUGACAUUUUAGGGUCUUCAGUUAUACAUACACCUGUUAUAAGGUGUUUAAUAUAGCUCAGGACAGAGCAUUUUGUGAGAAAAAUGUAGGAUAUAUCAAAUGAGAGAGAUUGGUUGAACGUUCUCAAAUAUGUUACAGAUCUAUUUAAAGAGGUAUGUAUAAGUAAUUGGAUCUCUUAGAAAACUCCAAGUGUCCCAGUGGUUAUUAUAGAAGGAUAAUAAAAGAGCCAAGAUCAAAUUAAAAGAAAAAAACAGGGAGGAAGUGUUUAGCUUUGUAUAAACUUUCAGGUUUGCUCUAUAAUCUGCUAAACCAUAUAAAUUCUCUUCUGUGAUUUACUAUGUAUGUGACUUUGGCAUCCUAUGUAAAGUCAGGAAUGCUUUACCAGUUCUCCUUGGUUUUGUUUAUCUUUAAGCUAAUUUUGAAAUAUUAUAUGGUAAUUGAAAUGAAAAGCUUAUCUAUUUAAAAAAAGCCAAAUUGACGUAAAUAAAGGUAGAAUUUUAAAAUGUUUAUAAAAUAUUUCCAUGAAAGAAUAUUAUUCUCCUGUGAAUUUUAGUGAUGGCUCAUUUUUCCACUUGGAAUUAAAUAGUUAUGUAAGUAGAACUUUCAAAAAUCAUAAAAGGAGCAUCAAUGUAUAGUUCUGCAUAAACAAGUAAACUUAAAAGAGGAUAUAUUUAAGUUCAUAAUCAUAUUUUUGAGUAAAUAUUGCUCAGCGGACUGGAAAAUUUUAAUAGAAAAAUAUCUGCAGUUUUGUGAUUGUUAAUUUGGUUAAAACGCUAUUUUAUAUUAUUUAAGUUAGAUAACAUUUUUAUUACUUUCAUAUGAAUAAAGGUAAUCCAUAUAUUUCUGUAAAAAUACUAAGUUUUGGGCUACAUUUAGUUUUCUUAGGUAUUACAUAAGCUUUGAUUCUGAGCACUAGUGCUAGUAGAUACUACCUUCCUAAGGGAAAUUAGGAGUAAUUUUACCCCAAUGGACUAAUAUAUUAAUGCUUGAAACUUUUAGAAAGCAUCUUAGUAAUUAUGGAAACUAACAGUCUUACAGAUCUAAUCUAUUUUUUAAAUAGAUUACCUUCCAAAGAAUAAAGUAAAAGGUGAUUUUCUGCCUAAUUUAUCUUUUUCAAAAGUCAUGGUAUUUUCUUCUCCUAUAAAUGAGAAGAAAAAAGGCUGAUCCAGACUUGGAAAUAAAAAGCAAUUGUUGUAAUAUUUUCCCUUCUUAGUAAAUAGUAAAUAGCUUUGCACAAGAAAUACCUGUCUUAGUGGAUGAAGCCUGUUUUCCUUGAACAACUUUGGAAAAUGGAUUUGACAGUACAUAAUCAGUUCUACUAACCAAAGCUUUAUUUGGAAAUUUCCUUUUUUGUACAAAUUGAAUUAUAUAAUGCUUGAAAUACUUUAAGUCACUUUAUAAGCAAAAUGCAUAGCACUUACUUUGUUUAUACUGUAAAGUAUAUGUUAAAUGCUUUUAUUAAUUUGAGAAUAAAGAUAGUUACUAAUGC
This is a messenger RNA of Canis lupus familiaris (dog), 3358 nucleotides long. RefSeq names its product F-box and leucine rich repeat protein 3 (gene FBXL3). Gene Ontology annotation, biological process: regulation of cell cycle; entrainment of circadian clock by photoperiod; SCF-dependent proteasomal ubiquitin-dependent protein catabolic process. Gene Ontology annotation, cellular component: SCF ubiquitin ligase complex; cytosol; nucleus. Bases 166 to 1482 code for a protein of 438 amino acids. The record is from RefSeq and is a predicted model, not a curated record. Lineage: Eukaryota; Metazoa; Chordata; Mammalia; Carnivora; Canidae. The transcript is spliced from 5 exons. Gene Ontology annotation, molecular function: protein binding.